GAGCCCCCUGUAGGGCGCACGGCUCCUCCUCCCGGCGCUCAGGCCCGCCCCACGCUCGGUGGCGCCCUUUCGGCCGCGCUGGGGAGAAGGAAAGCGCAGCGCCAUAGCCGAAUGUCCGGGCUGCGGCGCGCUCUGCUGGGACUCGGCCUGCUGGUUUCUUCCACCUCCUCCUCGUUGGGCUGGAGGCUCGCAAAAGCAGCUCAAGCGGGUUCCUGCCCGGCCGGGCGCUUGCCGCCUCUUCCUUCGUCUGUGGGCCGUCGGCAACCGGGCGCCCCCGCCAUGCAGGCGGCGGCGGCGGCGCAGGGGAUCAAGUAUCUCAGCCAAAAGGAAGCCCAAGCCAUUGAUGAGGAACUGUUUGAGAAAUAUAAAUUCAGCAUUGACCAGCUGAUGGAACUGGCCGGUUUGAGUUGUGCCACAGCCAUUGCCAAGGCCUACCCAGCCAGCUCCUUCACAAUCAGCCAGCCGGCUGUGUUGGUUUUGUGCGGCCCUGGAAAUAAUGGCGGAGACGGGCUGGUUUGCGCCCGGCACCUCAAAAUGUUUGGUUACGAGCCAACGGUGCACUAUCCCAAACGCCCCAGCAAACCACUCUUUGAAGGUUUAACCAUCCAGUGUGAGAAGAUGGGCAUCCCUUUUAUCUCAGAGUUCCCAGCAGAAGCUGCGCUGAUUGAUGAAGUCUAUGGCUUGGUGGUGGAUGCCAUUUUUGGAUUCAGCUUCCAAGGAAGUGUGCGGGAACCAUUUGGCUCCAUCUUGGAUACUUUGGAGAAGCUCACUGUCCCCAUUGCGAGCCUUGAUAUCCCGUCUGGGUGGGAUGUGGAGAAAGGCAAGCAUGAUGGGAUCCAACCCGACAUGCUGAUCUCCCUCACCGCGCCAAAGAAAGCAGCCAAGCAGUUCACAGGCCGCUACCAUUUCCUCGGCGGCAGGUUUGUGCCCCCAGCCCUGCAGAAGAAGUAUUCGCUGAACCUCCCUCCCUACCCAGAGACGGAUUGUGUGCUGCAGCUGCUUUAGUGGACCCGGCGUGGCUGUCAGGAUUAAGUUCCCAGCAGGAAGAAGUCUUGGUACAGAGGGACAAAGGUAGAGCGGGAUGUUGGGUCCAGGGAACAGAAGUCAAGGGAAGGCCACUCGACAGCUUGAAGAUGGGAGUUAUCUGGCAAGUUUCAAGGGCCAUUGUGGUUACUGGGUGGCUAUGCAGCUGUUGAAAGGGUAUGAGAAUACUCGUCUCUGAGAAGAAUUAGCUUUUGUCGUAGAUCCAGAAAGUUCCUUGAAGUCAGCUGACAUCACUGUCCUUACUUUGGGGUAAGGAUCCUUGGCUGAAUAAAGGCUCUUACCUAGACACUGUUCUUUCUUUUUGGUGCCUCUUAAAUUGUGUUCUGUUUAGGCUUGCUUUUCAGAUCUGCACAAGGAAGAGUCUUGUUGCUGGGUUUUGAAACAUCCUUGAUUAAGAGUCUUUUGUUUUCCUUCAAUAAAAAUUGUAUUAAUAUAUUAAGGAAUUGGUCUUGGCUUGUCAUGCAGAAACCAAUGCUGGGUUUUGAAACAUCCUUGAUUAGGGGUCCGUUUUUGUUUCUUGUCAAUAAAAAAUUGUAUUGCUAACAAAGUAA
Molecule: messenger RNA, 1595 nt
Organism: Heteronotia binoei (common prickly gecko)
Lineage: Eukaryota; Metazoa; Chordata; Lepidosauria; Squamata; Gekkonidae
Gene: NAXE
Product: NAD(P)HX epimerase
Exons: 6
Coding region: 112-1005 (297 amino acids)
Cellular component (GO): mitochondrion
Molecular function (GO): NAD(P)HX epimerase activity
Source: RefSeq, a predicted model, not a curated record